Molecule: messenger RNA, 2184 nt
Organism: Aphis gossypii (cotton aphid)
Lineage: Eukaryota; Metazoa; Arthropoda; Insecta; Hemiptera; Aphididae
Product: probable vesicular glutamate transporter eat-4
Exons: 10
Coding region: 207-1610 (467 amino acids)
Biological process (GO): synaptic transmission, glutamatergic; monoatomic anion transport; regulation of synapse structure or activity
Cellular component (GO): excitatory synapse; synaptic vesicle membrane
Molecular function (GO): neurotransmitter transmembrane transporter activity; L-glutamate transmembrane transporter activity
Source: RefSeq, a predicted model, not a curated record
GUUUUUUAGCGACUUGCGAAAAACGUCACGCCCAAUUUUUUACGCCGAGAAUCAUAAUCAAAUUCCAAGUGUAUAGUCUUAUAAUUGUUGUCUUAGUGGAUGAAUUGUUUUAUUUCUUAUACAUUUUAUACAUCUGCCAUUUAUCGUAAUAAAAAAAAAUGCAUAGCUAAAUUCGUCAGUUGGAAAUUUGUUGUAAGAAGUGGAGGAUGGAACUCGGACAAACCGCGACCAGUAGAUGGAAUUCUCUUCCACCAAUCCAAGCACGAGGACCACCGUCGUACAAGUUUAUUGAUCGAUUUAGUCGUUUGAAAACUAUAUAUUGGAAUAGAGGAUAUGCAAUAUUUUUGCUCGCAUUUAUAGGUUUUACUAUUCAAGGUAACCAAUUGCAAUUUUGUUUAAAGAUUUUUGAGUCUAUGAAAGAAAAAAAUAAAAUAGAUUUUAUCAUUUAUAAUUACGAGUACUACUAUAAAUCUGGAUUUGAAAUCGGUUUAAUACCUGGUGGUGUUUUAGUCACGGUUUAUCCAGUUCACAAUAUUUUAGGGAUUUCCGUCAUCAUAUCGUCGAUUUGUCAUAUAAUUUUGAUCAUGAGUAUAGGUUACUUAAACGCUGGCUCACAAAUUUUCUUAGGAUUUUGUAUAGGUACAACAAUGGCCACGGUUUUUGUGGCAAUACAUAGAAUUUGGACAUAUUGGGUUCCACUGAAUAAACAAUCAGUACGUCACGUUCCAAUAAUAUUGUGCGUUUUGAUAGACGAAUACAGAAGAAUAUACAUUUCAAAUUUCCAUGUACAUGUCUCUAGUUCAUCAUUUCUGUUUACAAGUGUGAUCGUGUUGCCGUGGUAUCUUCUGUGGACGUACGUGACCAAUAAUGGAAAUCGUUCUCAGAUUCUGUAUCGUGGCUCGAAUUCGAUUGGAGGUGUGAACUACUCAAGAUGUUCAACUGAAAUCUCUGGUGUUUUACCAACCCUGCCAAACGUGUUGGAAAUUCCAUGGAAAUCAUUUUGUACUUCAAUGCCCGUUAUCGCGAUUGUCUUAUCAUUUACCUGUAUUGAUAGUUCCAUUGAUAGUAAAUUUGAAUUGGAUUUGACUCUAAGGAAACAUACAAUUAUUUGGUUAAUACUUUUUACCUUUCUGACCGAAUUAAUUCCAGAAAUAACUGUAUCAUUUUCCACCACCAACGUCAGAAAGUUUUGGAGUUGCACAUAUUUCGUUUUAAUCGGCAUACACUUUUAUCUCAGAGGUUUUUGGUUCAUAAUAAUUACAGAAAACAAUAAACUGUUGUUAAUGACGUUUAAAGUAAUGAAAUAUUUUAGUCUUUUUGGAUUUUAUGUCAACCAUUUGGAUAUUGCACCUAAAUAUGCCAGUGUAAUUUUUGGAAUUAUAUAUACCGUAAAUUACAUGUCCUUAAAGUUUUUGGACCCUGUCUUGGUCACAUUAUCCGGUUGUAAAAACAAAGAUUAUGAUAUCCUGGUGGCGGUAAAAUACUUAGCGGUGGCAUUGUUCUAUGCCAAAUACGCUUCGGCAAAACUCCAACCGUGGGCAGAUGAACCCGUGGAAGAAAAUCAACGAAACAUGAUCGAAAAUGUUAUUCUACCUGAUGCAGCUAUAUAAAACACCGUUUGAGCAGCAAUAAAUUAAGCUUAAAGUUAAAAAUUAUUUUUAUUUUUUUAACUUUUAAAAGUAACUAUAGUUAAUUAAAAAAAAUUUAAAUUAGGUAUACUUUUUUUAAAGUUUAACAAAUAGUUUACUAAUACAAUAAUUGAUUGUAUCCUUAAAAAAAAUGUAUAUAUUCAAAUUAAUUUCUGCAGGCACUUUCAUACUUCAAUCGAUCAUGAAAUCCAAUAAAAUAAUGAAAUAAAAUAUGUAUUUUCUUGUCUAAUCAUUAUUUUAAGUGAUAGAACAAAUUUUUGAAAUUUUUUGUAAUUAUAAUAAUUAAGUUCAUUAUUAGAAUAUAAUUAAUUGCAUAUAAAUUACUAGAUAAUAAUCAAUUAAUAGUAAGAAAUUAUCAAUAAAACACAUAUAUGCCAUGCAUACAAUGGAAAUAUCAUAAUUCUAUUAUUUUUUCGUAAAACUCACAGAGCAAAAACUACAAGUACCUAUUUCGUAUGUUAAAAAGUUUAAAUAAUAAUUUUUUAUUUAAUUAUUUACAAAACAAUCAAAGAUAGCCAUUUUGAAGAGUAUAUAU